Molecule: messenger RNA, 1146 nt
Organism: Acanthocheilonema viteae
Lineage: Eukaryota; Metazoa; Nematoda; Chromadorea; Rhabditida; Onchocercidae
Source: the annotation of a GenBank genome assembly
AUGUGCUUAUGCCUCAGUAAGACAGCUAAUCGUAUUGGCCAUACUGUACAGAAGAAAUUUAAAAUAAGCAUUAUUACUGUAACUACUACUGAACCUGCUACCACUACUACUAUUAUUACUAAUGCAACAGAUGCAGAAUUUAAAUCAAAGAAACGACGACACAGCAAACCACGUACGUCACCUGUUUCGUCGGCUAAUUCACCAAUCAUUCCGCAUACCGAAACAUCGACAAAGUCGGGCAUUGUCACAACGUUAGCGCAACAGUUUGAAAUGAAUACCAAUAAGCAAUCGGUCGAUGAGCUCACUUCUCGACCAAUUAGCGGCAAUAAAUGGAGUCCAAAGGGUGGUCCAAAGCCAAAAGAAUUGUCUCAGCUGUUGCCGACAGUUGAAUUUAAGACGACGCCAGCCGGUGGAAAAUAUAAAAAGAUUGAUUAUGAAGUUAUCGAUGACAGUAAGCUGUCCAGGAAUGAGCCAAAAGAUGGUUCAUUCUCACAAUACAGCUUUGAAAAUAAACGAGAAGAAAGCUGCGUGGAUACAUCGUCACCUGAGGCACGAUUCUUUUCACCUGUACAACAAAAGGAACAGAUCACCAUUUGCGAGUAUGAUUCACAAAAAAUUAGCCGUCGAACAGGUGAAAAACCAAAUGCGCUUUCAUUUUACGAACAAAAGCCUGAAAAGCUUCCGCAAGAUUCGAUGCCUCAUCGACAUGAAUGGAUCGAGGAGAUGAAAACGGAAGUGUGGUCAUCCACUUCAAAAGGUGUUUGGCAAUAUGAUAUAAAGCAUUUUCCGCCUGCUACUAUAACACCUCCGGCAACAACAGGAACUCAUAAAUUAUGGAGCAGUACGGAAUUACGAAAUCGUGAUGUUGCAAAUUAUGACGAGAAAUCAAAAACUGAUACUGUUGGUUCCAUUCCAUCCUCAACAAUUCUCGUAAAACAGGAUCAGGAAGGACGAAUGUUAGCUUCCGAAAUAUGGGAUACGAAACGUCAAAAUGCAUCACAUUCCAUUGCUUCAACAUUGGAAAAAACACGUGAACUUGAUGAAGAAGUUGCUCAAAAAGAAAAUGUUCGUCAACAUUCGCCAAUGUGGGCAAUUAUAAAAUCAACUCGUCAUGAUGAAAGCACGGAAAAAGAAGUUUAUUUCUAA